This is a messenger RNA of Morus notabilis, 854 nucleotides long. RefSeq names its product glutaredoxin-C4. NCBI's taxonomy places the organism in Eukaryota, Viridiplantae, Streptophyta, Magnoliopsida, Rosales, Moraceae. Gene Ontology annotation, biological process: cellular response to oxidative stress. Gene Ontology annotation, molecular function: glutathione disulfide oxidoreductase activity. Bases 241 to 669 code for a protein of 142 amino acids. The record is from RefSeq and is a predicted model, not a curated record. Gene Ontology annotation, cellular component: cytoplasm. The transcript is spliced from 5 exons.
CCUCGUUCUCUCUCAACCUCUCUUAAAUUUCUCUCCCUAGCUCUUGAGAAAAAAAAAAAAAAAAUCUUCUUAAAUUCUCAUCUAGUCAAACCUCUUCACAUGUUUAUUUAAUCACCUCUCCAAGCUUUCUUUCAAGAGAAUAUUUAAGGUUUCGAUCUCACCUAAAUAAAACUUAGAGGAAAGAAGAAAGAACGGAAUCUGAAAUCGAUCAGGGCAGAAGAGAAAGAGAAGGGAAGAGUAAUGGCGUGGAGAACAAAGAGGAAUUUGGUUUGUUUGGCUUUAAUCGCAGCCGCAGCAGCAGUAUCAUCGCUUUCUGUAUGUGCGGCGGCUGAAUCAAAGUCGGCGGCUUUCGUCAAGAAAACCAUUUCUUCCCACAACAUCGUCAUCUUCUCCAAGUCCUAUUGCCCGUAUUGUGGAAGGGCAAAAGCAGUAUUCAAAGAGCUGAAGCAAACACCUCAUGUUGUUGAGCUCGAUCACAGAGAUGAUGGCAGUGACAUUCAAGAUGGUCUGAGUGAGAUUGUCGGGAGGCGUACUGUACCGCAAGUAUUCAUAAACGGCAACCAUAUCGGCGGUUCCGAUGAUACUGUGGAAGCAUAUGAAAGCGGAGAACUCGCUAAACUUCUUGGCAUUGCAGCAGCAGCAGCACGUGAUGCUAAAGAUGAUCUCUAAUUCGGGAUCUCGGAGGCGGAGGCCGACAAGCUAGCUCGCAGUUGCAUGGAAUGUUAAGAGAAUUUUUUAAUUUUAUGGAAAUUCUUACCCCGGCAAUUGUAGAGGGUGAAAUCCACAAUUAAAUUUGUUAGAAGGUGAAUGAUUGAAUUCGAAGGAUUGUGUGAGCAAUGAAAUAAAUCAGCAGG